CAUCUUGAUUGCAUAUUUUUUUGAACAUACAACAAUAACACCAAUUUGCUAAAAUGAAUAACGAUGAAUUGGUCGACUUUACUGACUUAAUCAGCAGUAAGAGCGGUCCACUGGACCUAAGACUGCCCGACGUGCGUCACAUCAAGGAUAUAGGCGAGUUCAUGUCCGAUCCCAAAAACUUCAAUGGCGAUAUCAAUAAAUUGACCGAUGGCCUGGAAGCAAAAGCACAGCAAUGCCGGAAUGUUCUUAAAAUCCUGAAGGAGCGACUCCAGUUGAAGACGGCCACUAUGCAAAAGGUUAAGACGGACGUUAUGGAAUUGGAUGCGGAGAUCAAAAAGCCCGGGGCUGAAAAUCGUUUUGUGACCAACCAUGAGAAAGUAAAAUUGCAUUUUCUAGACGAGACAGAUUCUGGUGAAUACAAUGUGCCCGAGGCCCUGGAACGUUACAGCGUUAAGAUGAGCUCCCUUUACCGUGAGAUUCUGGCUUUGGACAGCGAUGUCGACUGUGUCUCUUAUCUGGUCGGAGUUGCCCAGAUCAACAUCGACUAUGUGAAGGAUUGGUAUAAAACGAAGAUACAAAAUAAGACCGAAAAAUCGCUUCCCGAUGACGUUGGCGAUUCAGUAAAGAAAUUCUGAAAUUUUCUAAGC
This is a messenger RNA of Drosophila takahashii, 647 nucleotides long. RefSeq lists its product as uncharacterized. Lineage: Eukaryota; Metazoa; Arthropoda; Insecta; Diptera; Drosophilidae. The record is from RefSeq and is a predicted model, not a curated record.